Molecule: messenger RNA, 6496 nt
Organism: Bactrocera dorsalis (oriental fruit fly)
Lineage: Eukaryota; Metazoa; Arthropoda; Insecta; Diptera; Tephritidae
Gene: MnM
Product: muscle M-line assembly protein unc-89
Exons: 3
Coding region: 520-5475 (1651 amino acids)
Molecular function (GO): protein binding
Source: RefSeq, a predicted model, not a curated record
UGAAAAUUUUCAUACACUUCGACUCGGAAGCUUAUCCCGGACAGCAGAUACUACAAUUACGAAUUAUGUACGCGUUGUCCGCUCGACGGGAUUAUUUAACGUUGAAAAUGGACUGCGCCGUUAGUCCAGUGUAUAAUAUGCUUUAAGAAUUAUUUUUUUAAAUUAACCACAAAAAAUACCGUUAAAAACUCUAGUGCAAGUGCAAGUGUUGCGAAAUCAUUACAAAAGUUGAAGUGCGUGAAAAUUGGUGUUUCUGAAAAGCAGAAAAUCAAAUUCCAAUCGAUGUGGCUCAACUAGCCGUUCUCUAACGUUUCGGUGUUGGUGUCGGUGGCAUAGUUGUUGGUGUUGCAAAAUUGACGCUGAUGCGUUGGCAAUUUCCGUGAAUUCGUCGUCAUCGUCAAAUCGUUGCGAAAAUAAAUCAGUAUAUCCACGCAAGAUAUAACGGCAUUUAGUGUUACGAGGCGUGUUGCUGGCGUGGAAAUCCACGAAAUUGUCAAGUAAAGUCGGAAAAGUCAAAAAAUGGGCAAUCAACAGGGAAAAUUACAAAAUCAAAAUCAAAGCGGAAGACCAAAAAAAGUCGUAACUUGGAAAUCAGCAGAACGACCCUCUCCACCUGGACGUCCCGUGCUAAUACCACUUUCCGAACAGCAACCGGAUGUCGUCAACUUGCGCUGGGAGCGUCCGAAACUGGAUGGCGGUUCUCCUAUUACAGGCUACGUUGUCGAACAUCGUCGUAUGGGUUCACCACAUUGGGUACGCGCCACACCUGUAGCAGUGCCACAGUGCGAGGUAUCCAUUAGCGGUUUGGAGCCUGGUUGGCGUUACCAAUUUCGCGUAUUUGCCGAGAACAUUGUGGGUCGCUCAGAUCCCAGUGAUUUGUCAGAUGCACUUACUGUCACACUUCAGCGCACCGCCAUCUGUGUACCGAGUUUUAUUGAGGAACUGCAGGAUCGCCAGGCCGUCGAAGACGAACGCAUUGAAUUUCGUGUGCGUGUAGUUGGACAACCAGCACCCGAAAUCAAUUGGUUCAAAGACGGUUACGAGAUAUUUAGUAGUCGACGAACGAAAAUUUUAAACGACAACGACGUCAGUGUCUUGAUUAUUCACCAGGUGGCGCUCACCGAUGAGGGUGAAAUCAAGUGCACGGCGACAAAUCGAGCAGGCCACGUGGCCACUAAGUCCCAACUAAUGGUGCAAGCACCACCGAAAAUACGCCUACCACGCACCUAUGAAGAUGGUUUAAUCGUUGAGUCGGGUGAGGUAUUGCGUUUGAAGGUUGGUGUGGCUGGGCAACCACCACCGGCUGUUACAUGGCUGCAUGAAGGCGAGGUAGUACCUAAUAGUGGACGCUUUGAAAUUUCAAACACCGACCGUAAUUCAUUGCUUAAAAUCGACAGUAUACAGCGCGAUGAUCGUGGUGAGUACAGUGUGCGCGCAUGGAAUCGGCUGGGUGAAGACGUGACCUCAUUUCUGGUCACAGUUACCGCCCGCCCGAAUCCGCCGGGCAAAGUACAACUCAACAUGUCGUUUGGCAAGUCGGCGACACUGUCGUGGACAUCGCCACUCGACGAUGGUGGGUGUAAAAUCGGCUAUUAUAUUGUCGAAUAUUUUCGUGUUGGUUGGAACGUUUGGCUUAAAGCGGCCACCACCAGGUCCCUCAGCACCACAUUACAUGACUUAAUCGAAGGUUCGGAGUAUAAAUUUCGCGUGAAAGCGGAAAAUCCGUAUGGCGUUAGCGAUCCCAGUGAGGAAUCCGAAGUACUUUUCAUACCUGACCCGAAACGUGGCAUUACGAAACCAAAGUCUGACUCUAAAUUAACGGAAGAGAAAAACAAGCCAGCACCGCCACGUCGAAAAGCAUUAUCUCCGCCGCGUCCACAUGCAGAUGCGGCGACGGAAAUAUCACCUGGUGCUUUACGUAAACCAAAACCGCAAUUGAUCGAUACAGAAGACCUACAUCGAGAAAUGUCCUAUGGUGCUGCCGAUAAAGCGCUAAAGCUGGACAUACGUCGUAGUCCGUCGAACCCUAGCACACAACAAAAAUCUGCGCCAAGCUCACCAAGCCCUAAAGCUUUGACAAUGAGCACAAAACCGUCACUAACGCCGUCUCCAACAUCGCCAACUGGAAAAUCACCACAACGCUCUCCGCUGACUGAGAAGAAAUCUAUGCCACAAUUCUUGCAACAAUUACUACCGUCUAAGGAUAAGUCACCAUCACCAUCGACUCAAAAGAUGAGGCCAACAUUAGCAACCCCAGAACCAGAACUUACGCCCGAAAAAUCUUCCACCCCGGAAAUAUCUCGUUCCUCAUUAAAUCGCAGGCAUAGCCUAAGUCCACUACGCAAGAGUCCCACUCCACCAGAAGUGAUUAACAAGACACCGGCUUUGCAGCGUAGUGCCGAACCCGUACAAUUGGGCGUGAAUCAGCAAGUACGACGGCUUUCAGGUCACAGUCUCAGUCCGGCGAAAAAUGCACCAACCUUAGCUGUAGCCAUAGCGACAGGAGCGCUUGGCACAGUGAGCAUGCAAGCCCAGAAGUCACCCGAAGUAAAAAAGAGAGAGCGUAAGCAGGUAACCGAGCGAAAGGAACAGACGGAAAUAAGUGAAAAUAGAAAGCGCAUAGACCAAAAAUAUCAGGACGUUCAAAAGGAUCAACACGAGGAUUUCAUAAAAGCAGAGAGAAGUGAACGUAGUGAGCGUUUCGAUUCGCGAAAGGCACAACUAGAAGCGCUUGAAAGCGAACAACAAUUGAAACGGAAGGAACAAAAAGAGAGGCUUGAACAAACACAGAGAGACAAGCAUGCCGAGUGGAUUGAAUGGGUCGAAAAGGCGAACGGCAACAAUGCGGCACUGCAGCAUAAAAGUCAAAAUAAUAACAACAACAAUCAUAAAAAGCAAAACGUUUCAACACUCACGAACCCAACCAUACAGAUAAGCGCACCGCCACCAACAAAAGAGCCCAUCUCACCAUCACCGCCCAACAGUCCGCUUUCUCUAGCGGAGAAACAUGAUGAUGUACAUACCAGCAAUGAAUUUAUGUUAGUCGUCUUCGAUAAACAUAGUAAAGUUAAGGAUAAAAAUAAGCAAGACUCCUUUGAAUUGGAUCUAGAAGAUGCACUACAACCACCACCGAUUUCAAUCUCUUCACCCGAUCUCGCAUCACUCGAAUUUACGAAUCUGCACACCUUCCCGCUUCGGCGUUCGGUUAGCUCAACGGAGCUUUUGUACGAACGAGCUAUGGCACGCUUCUACGAAGCCGUCGAGUUGGAGGAAGCUGAAAAGGCGCGCAAGUUGAAAAGUAAACAGGAUAGAGAAAAGCAGCGAGAUACUGAGAAGGGCUGGGAAAAGGAUAUGGAGAUACCAAUUGCUGGCGGAGGCUUGCAACCACCAUUCGUGCGCAAGCGUCUUGGCUCUAUGACUGAGGCAGAGCGGCUUUCUUUCGAACGUCGCAGUGAGUUACGUCGCCAAUCCGAGAGUUUUGUACAAGAUCUUAAGACAGCCGUUGCACGAUGGGGUUCACGUGAAAAUUUAACUGGCACAAAACAGCUUUCACGCACGACGGGCAUGUUACUAAACAAAGACGAAAGUCGUGACGAGGAUGAGCGAGAAGAAGAAGAAGAUUACGAUGCUGAGGACUAUGACGAUUUGUUAGAAGGCGACACUGCUAGCGGCUAUCAAGCUAGAGCCGAGCCGACAAAACAAGCAAGUUUCGAAAUUGAAUCUGAUUACACUGAGAGCACUGCAAGCUCAGAAGACGAUUCAAUUGAAAAAUUCAAAAUGGAAUUGAGGGCACGCACGAAAACACCUAGUCCACCGCGUGCUAGUCCACCUAGGGACCAUAUGGAAACUUAUCAUCCUCGUAAUAUGUCGGCCGGCGUGUUUACGCCAUAUCGUGCGGCUUUACCGGAUAAUGCGGCAGUCGUGCUUACGCGACCAGCGCCGCUCACUGAUCCGGACUUUAUUCCGAAGCCGAUUUUGAAGCGACCGUCCAAUGAGAACGUGCAGCCGUUAGCCGAGGCGGAACCACCUAACAAUAACAAUAAUAGUAACAAUAAUAAUGUAAGGAAGCAUAGUUUGGAGAACAUAGAAACGAUUAGCGACAACAAUAAAAAUCAAGCCGCCAGGAAGAAUAGUUUGGAGAGCAUAGAACGCAUUAGCGACAACAAUAAAAAUCAAACCGCCAACAACACUGCCAACCAGGAGAAGUCUGGUUUUGCCGAAAGUUUCAUGUCAUUCUUCAAGCGUGAUACGCGUACGAACACCGAGAAAGGUAACGAGGAAAAUGCCAGUACCAGCGGUCUUACAGGUAAACCGAUACCUUUAAGUCCCACUGUUGUCGCCGCAGAAUUGGAAGCCCAGCGCAAGGCUAAAGAAGAGGAGAAUGCGAAGCGACAGGAGACCGAACGUGUCAUGCGUGAAGAAGCUUACGCCGUUGUAGAUCACUACAGCGAUAUUGUAAGUCAGGUUAGUACCACACGCAAGUAUCACACACCAAUCUAUCUCGACAAGAAUGAACUGAAGAAGGCGGGCGAUAAUAGAGAUUAUGACGAAGAAAUGCGCAUGCGUCGCUCCCAAUCACCAGAUGUUGGUCUUAUACCACCAAUUAGUAAUAAACCGCGUCUCUCAAUAUCCGAGCGCGGCCAAUUGGUACACGUACGUGAAACCGGCAGUGGCAUGGCAUACACCGAACAACCUAAGGAAACAGUGCCAGACACACCAACGCCGAGUGAGAGUAGCUCACAAGCGUUCACCAUGCCAGCAGUGAAAGAAAGCAAACCACUAGCGGUGAAAGAAAGCAAACCACCAACCACUAGCAACAAAAUAAACCCCCAACCUAUAGCACCUACAACCUCAACAAUAAUGUCAGAACUGCUGGCGAACGAUGAUAGCACCACCGCAGAGGUAAUCAGCGAAACAACCUACGAGCGUCCAGAUUCACGCGGACGCACACGCAUCGUCAAGGUGAAGCGUAUCAUUAAGAAGCGCGUGCCAUCGCGUUCUAGAGACGCUUCACUUAACCGACCACCAUCCAGCGCUGCAUCGCAACAAGACAUAGAUUUUGAUAUUCCCGUCGAAGCGCAAGCGCCGGUCAGGAGACGUGUGCUCUCACGUACGCGCACCUCUACCGGCCAAUCAAAGUCUCCGGGACCCUAUGGCAGACGUCCAUUACCAACAACGGCCACCAGUACUGGUAUACUGCCGCCACCACCCGAAGUGCUACUCUCCAUGGUCGCUAAGGAGAAGUCGGAGUUGGAAACGAAGAGCGUCGAGCAGCUGGAGGAGGAGGCGCAUGAAAAAGUCCGUUCAGCGCUCAGUUAUUCCACCGAUUUGGUUCUCUUUAUGGUGGCAUGCUAUGUUUAUCUCUUCAAAGAUGCUUGGCUAGUUUUGCCCAUAUUAUCUUUGAUGAUCUACAGACAAUUAGGAGAUUUCAUUAACGAUUGCAUACCAAAAUGGAUGAAACGAAAAAAGAAUUGAUAAAGAGCAAGUAUAGAAGCAUUGAAAAUCGUGUGGCUCAACAAAGACAAAACAUCACUGGACAUACUACAGAGAAUAUGAGAAAUUUCAUAACAGAACACAUAACGAAUGCAUGGCAAUUGUUGUUGGAGAGCAGAAACGCUUUCACGCGAAGAGCAGCAGAAAGCAGACGAAGUGUUUGCCCGGUCCUUAGCGAUUUUUUUCGAAUUGUUGGGGGUAAGAAAAAGUGAAUUAAGAAAAUUAUUUAAUAUAAUUAUUAAAAAUAUAACGGAAAAUAGAAAGCGAAGAAUAUUAUAAUUUUAAAUAAUAAUAAUUAUUAAAAAAUAAAAUACGAUUAUUUAAAAAUUAAAAAAAAAAUCAAAAUUAAAUAUAACUUGAAUAAAAAUUAAUAAUAUAUUUUACAUUGCUUAACGUUUUUAAAAUUUCAAAAAUUAUUAUUUUUUAAUUAAAAAAAAAAAAUAUUUUUUUUUAAUUUUGUAUUUUUUUUUAAUUUUGUAUUUUUUUUAAUUUUUCAAACACUUUACACAACAUGUCUCCUGAACUCGAGAAAUUAUCGCCAAGGACCGGGCCAGUCUUCCUAAUUUCUGCUAAAAAAUAACAACUUUACAACAAAAAGUGCUAAAGUUCGCAAUAAACACAUUGCUCUACACAUACUUGCAUAUACACCUACACACGCACACAUGCAUACUACAUUUACGAACACUCAAAAAAACUAUAUACUUUAAUAUCUAAGUUUAUACUAUAAUAUUAAUAAUGUAUCUGUAUGUACAGAAGAUAAGCAAAGAAGAACGGUAUCGACUUUUAAUAGAUUGGGGUAUAAAAGUGCAUGACGAAAUAAAUCAACUAAAUAAUUGAAAGUAAAAAUCUUAUGUACAUUACCUAGUGCAUACAUUUAAUUAUAUAUAAUAUUCAUAAAAAUGAUCAUUAAUGUUACUUUUCUUUGUUAAAUGCAUUGUAGUAUCACAAAAGAGAAUUACUCAAUAAAAUUUAUAAGAGGAACAUAAGAAACAAAUAUCUUCAA